AUGCCUCCCCCCGAGAAAAGCAAAGAAACCCUAGAAGCCAAAUCGGCCUUCAGCGCGACGCUCCUCAACAUCGGCAGCACACAUGCCAGCCCGCUCGUGGAGCGCGCACACACCAUCACAGAGAAUGCCGCGGCGCUGGACAAGCAGCAAGCAGAGCUAGAAGCACAUACGGCUGCGCUGGCGAAGCAGAACGAGAGCUGGGAUAAGUUGGCGGGGGAGGCACGGGACGGGUUGAAGGAGAUUGGGGACGUGCAGAAUUGGGCGGAGGUGGUGGAGAGGGAGUUGUUGGUGUUGGAGGAGAUGAUGGGGUAUGUGGAGAGUAAAGGGGUGGAGGGGGAUGGUGGUGAUGUAGAGGAAGGGGAGGGGGAGGAAGGGAAUGGGGGUUUUAUUGAUGAUAGGGAUGGGGUUGGGAAGGGGAAGGGGAGUGCUAUUCCGACUACUAGUACUGUUGAUGGUGGUGGUGGUGAUGAUGAUGGAGGUACUACUAGUAGUGGUAGUACUGGAAGUGGGAGUAAGACAGGAUCAUCAUCGUGGUUUAAGUGGUGGUAA
This is a messenger RNA of Aspergillus tubingensis, 549 nucleotides long. RefSeq lists its product as uncharacterized. Bases 1 to 549 code for a protein of 182 amino acids. The record is from RefSeq and is a predicted model, not a curated record. Lineage: Eukaryota; Fungi; Ascomycota; Eurotiomycetes; Eurotiales; Aspergillaceae. Gene Ontology annotation, biological process: endosomal transport. Gene Ontology annotation, cellular component: BLOC-1 complex. The transcript has a single exon.